AUGAAUGAUAAACAACCUCUCUUAAACCCCUCCAGUAAAUUAUUUACUGAUGAUGAUGAUACUAAUAAUGGAAGUAAGAAACAACUUUUGAUAAAUAGUUUUUCUGAUUGGCACCGAUGUUUCAAUAGAAAAGAGAGCGAGAAUAAAUACAUAAAACUAGAUGAUGAUACUGAACAUAAUGACAAAGAUGAACCAGUUGGUGUUUUUCGUUUAUUUCAAUUUGCAAACCAUAUCGAUAUGCUUCUGAUGUUUAUUGCUAUGAGUUUGAUGUUACUGCAGAUGACUUGCAUUAUAGCUAAUCAAAUUCUCGUCGCUCGACUCACAGGAUUAUUUGCUAUUAAAUCAUUUGGUGAUGAUUGUGAUCAUGAACAACAAAAUUUUACAGCUCCAAUAAAGAUCAAUAAUAGAUAUUCUCUAGGUAUUGAUCUCAAUAUAUUUAACAAUGCUCUGUUACAUAAGUAA
Messenger RNA from Rotaria sordida, 462 nucleotides. The record is from the annotation of a GenBank genome assembly. Lineage: Eukaryota; Metazoa; Rotifera; Eurotatoria; Philodinida; Philodinidae.